AUCUUAGCAAUAAUAGCUACGUAUUUUCGAAAUUACAAAACUGCAAGACUACAAGAAUUCAUGUAUCAAAAUAUGCCAUAUCAUAUCACUCUCUUCUACUUCUUAUAUUUCGUUUCGUCGAGCAAAUUCUGUCCACGUUUCUGACCGUAUUGUUAGUAUUAAACGCUGUCUUGUGUAGAAAAGUUAUUAUGGCAGAUACUCGUGAUGUUCAAUAUUUUGGAUGGAUGUAGGAACAUUGCACAAAAAAAAAAUCGGGAGUCAAUUAAAUGUAAUUAUUGUGGAAAAAGUUUUUGUAAUAAAAGUGAAUAUUGUCAAAAGCUAUUAUUGAAAAAUCACUUAUGCGAUCUGCAUAAUAUAACAGAACUAAACAGAUACCCAUGCAGAGAGUGAUAUUAUAUUGCGACGUUACAAAGUAUCACGACACACAGGAAUAUAUAACUAUUGUAAAAAAGAGAUUAUUUUUGUACGUGGUGCUUAUCGUUUAAAAGCUCAUUUGAAAACUGAUGAUCCGGAUAAAUGUAAUUUAAUUCGCAGAAGUAUGACGAGGACAUCAAACAUAUGGAACGAAUACAAUGUAACAGGCACUUAUGCGACAUGCAAAAUAAAUAUAACUUAAUUUCUAGAUAUCGAACAAACAUAUGGAACGAAUACAAUGUAAUAGACGACCAUGCGACGUGCAAAGAAUGUAAAAAGGAACUUAACUUACCUAUCCUAAGGCAAGCAAAAUAUUUAUGGAAGCAUUUUAAAACUGAUCAUCUGGAUAAAUAUAUUUUAUUUAAUAAAACUAUGUCAUUAUCUUUACGUUCAAACGUAUGGGACCAAUACAUUAUAACGGGCAACAUUGCAACGUGCAAGAAAUGUAAACAGAUACUUAAAUUUAAUUCUGCGUGUCAAGCAAAUUUGUGGCAGCACAUGAAGACUAAAAGUUGUCAAUCAACACAGACACGGAUAGCCACCGGCGGCAAUUCCUCUCCAGUAAUCACUCCGUUGGCACUUUUGGACUCCAAUUCCGAUAUCCUACCAUUGGUUCCAGCUUCAAACGCCAUGAAGAAUAACGUUGGAACUGCGCCGACCUUGCCAUCUCCCGUAGCCAUACUGCCGGAUCAACCUUGUGUUGAAGAUGAUGUUAGUUUGACUGCACACAAAGGCACUUUCCCGCAGCAACUAAUCGAGUUUAUGAAAACAGAUAACCCAUGUCUUACCGAAUUACCGCCCGACGCAAAUGCCACGCAGACAACCGCAUCGAAAAUUUUACGCUUAACUCAGAAUCUUAACGAAAUCUGCGGCUUGGCAGACAGCCUUGGACUGUUCAACCAUGUUCCACCACCGACGUGGUGGCGUUCAACUGACAUUCGGAGUCAUCCGCCAGCAGUAUUGGAUCCCGAAAGGAAGAGCCAUGGUAAAACAUCUUCUUCAUCGGUGUACAACGUGUGUGCGAUGGAGGGCGGCAACUCCGGGACCCGAGACUGAUCGCCCUUUGCACUACGAAGGGCCGUAGACACAAGGCAUACAAACCUUUUAUCGCCGUUUUCGCCAAAAUUGUGUUGCUUCCUUCAUCAAGUGAUCCGGGCCCGAAGAUUAUUUAAAAUAUUUAAAAAACGUCCAUAAAACAAUAAUUUCAGGAACAUUGCUGAUUGGAAUUUUCUUAAACUGAUGAUGUUGAGUUAGGUUAAAAUAUCUAAUAUAUAUAAUAUAUCUAAUAUAUUUAAUUAAUUCCAACAUAUCUAAAUAGCUAAGAAUUUUUAAUUUGUACAAUUAUAUUUUUGUCUGUAAACAGAAAAAAAAAUAUUCGAACUAUUUGAGAAAAAAUUAUUAAAUAAAUAAAUAUUA
Solenopsis invicta (red fire ant) is the source of this 1830-nucleotide messenger RNA. RefSeq lists its product as uncharacterized. The coding region runs from base 559 to 1470 and encodes 303 amino acids. NCBI's taxonomy places the organism in Eukaryota, Metazoa, Arthropoda, Insecta, Hymenoptera, Formicidae. The record is from RefSeq and is a predicted model, not a curated record. The transcript is spliced from 4 exons.